AUGGAGGAGUUACCUAUACAAAUCACAGCAAACAUACUUUCAAGCUUGCCUCUGGUAUCAAAAUUGCAAUCCAGAGAAGUAUGCAAAACAUGGCGAAAGUUGAUACCUAAACCCAAGAUAGGUUUACUAUACGGGGUUUCACACAGCAAGGUAACUAAAACUGAAGCACAAUUCUUGUUUUCAGAACAAAACAGUGAUAAUGUUAAUAAUAAUCAUGUCUAUCAUGAUUACUUCGGAAAACUUACAAAGUUAGACCACAGUUUAAUCAUGCCAUCAUCUCCCGUCUUCAAAAGUUUCAUGGUUGGUUCUUGCAAUGGUUUAGUUUGUUAUGCCUGUUAUGAAAGUUCGAGAAUAUGUGAAAUAAAAAGAGUCUACAUUUUCAAUCCUGUCACUGGAAAGCAAAUCCAAAUUCCAAUUAUUAACGAAUGCGACUUUAAUUCUUACACAGACCAUGCGAUUGGGUUCGGUUACAAUCGUUCAAGUAAUGAGUACAAGGUUGUUAGAAUUCAGCAGAUAGUAGCGUCUGUUUUACCUUUUCAACCGGUAGACUAUUGCCGAGAUGUUGAAAGGGUUCAGGUGUAUAUCCUCCUGCAGGGUGGAACUGGGUGGAGAAUCAAAACUAGUAGUAUAAUUAGAAACAGCGUUCUGUCUCAGCUGAGUGCACCUGUUUUACCAUUAUCGGGUAUUUUUGCAGGUGGAACUCUUCAUUGGAUACACAAGCACGGUAGGAAACUAGAAACUAUAGCUUUUGAUUUGAAAAAUGAAACGUUUAAAGUGCUCCCAUCAAUACCUUCUGUUGGUCAUGGCGCUAACCAUGUUGAGCUCAUGGUAUUGGGAGGCAAUCUGUGUGCUCUGGAAGUAGUUCCAAGUAAACAUGUCACGAUAUGGGAGUCAUGUGAGUAUACACGGAAACGCUGCAGGUAUAUUUUCUCGUUGAUUAAGAACGGAUACGCUUUGCGUUGGGUUACAAAGUUUAGUAUUGCAUGGAAAGACUACAACUUGAUUGAGCCGAUUGGGUUAGCACAGAGCGACAAAUGUUUGUUAUGGUACAAUGUUGUUCUCUCUUGUUAUGACCCUGAGGCUAACACUUUGAGAAAGCUGGAGGAGACUUUGAAGAAAUUCAUGGAUGAUUGUGGUCCUUCGGUAUACACAACUGCUCGAGCAACUCCUCAUGCGAAAAGCCUUGUUCCGCUGAAACUUGAAACCGAUUCUGGAGGAAAGAGUUGGAAAGAAAAGAAAAGCUUCCUGUAUUAA
This is a messenger RNA of Papaver somniferum (opium poppy), 1254 nucleotides long. Its product is annotated as F-box/kelch-repeat protein At3g23880-like. Lineage: Eukaryota; Viridiplantae; Streptophyta; Magnoliopsida; Ranunculales; Papaveraceae. The record is from RefSeq and is a predicted model, not a curated record. The transcript has a single exon. Gene Ontology annotation, molecular function: protein binding. Bases 1 to 1254 code for a protein of 417 amino acids.